AUGGAUCUCCGUAAAAAAGACAGAGAACAAGAACAGCGCAUUCCCGGGCUUGUGCGCACUGCACGUUUUGUGGAAACCAAAGAAGGUUGGUAUUUCCGCACCCGCGAGGACAUGAUGCUGGGGCCUUACGCAGACAAAUUCGACGCAGAGCUAUCCGCAUCGCUGCUGGUUGCUCGCCUGGCCCAGUUGGAAGAAGGCAAAGAUCCCGCUGCCGUGAUUCAGGCGUUUGAACUGGACCCAUCGAACUGCACCACCAGAAAUGCCGACCGGCAACAACCUGUGGAUUUGAAAGCGAUUCGACGGCGACAUCAGAUAGAAACCGCGAUGACAUAUUUAGCUCGCCUCUUCAUCACCAUCGCCUUGCUGGCGCCUUUUUCAACCACAUACGCCGUAGGUCCAGGUGACACUGCGCCCCCAUUUGUCGGCACCAAUCUUGUGAACGGCAAAACCGUUGAGUUUCCUGCCUUACUGGCAGGCAAGCCAGCAGUUGUUGUGUUCUGGGCGACCUGGUGCCCGUACUGCAAAGCGUUUAUGCCCUACGCAAAAGAUAUACAGGCAGAGUACGCAGACGCCGGGGUGCAGAUUGUGACGCUGAAUUCCAAAGAACGUGGCCGCGGUGAUCCCAAGGCGUACGUCGACUCUCUCGACUUUCCGAUGUAUGCCAUUGCGGAUGCGGAUGCCAUCGGCGAGGCGUACAGCAUCAACUUCAUUCCCGGGUUGCUGGUGGUCGAUGGCGACGGCCAGGUUGUCUAUCGUCGCCGCUCGACCAACCUGCCGGCAG
Symbiodinium pilosum is the source of this 781-nucleotide messenger RNA. Lineage: Eukaryota; Dinophyceae; Suessiales; Symbiodiniaceae. The record is from the annotation of a GenBank genome assembly.